Messenger RNA from Coregonus sp. 'balchen', 2853 nucleotides. Lineage: Eukaryota; Metazoa; Chordata; Actinopteri; Salmoniformes; Salmonidae. The record is from the annotation of a GenBank genome assembly.
AUGAUCCUAGUUUGGUUUCUGCUGCAGGAGCUCCCACUGGCUGUGUUGAGGAAGCCACACUGUUACUGUGCCUGGGUCUCGUCUCUGUUUAGACUGAGUCAACGUUUGCCACUGGACCAGCCAUGUCUGGAGACUAAUGGCACAGAACACACUGAUGCCUCCAUCUCCACAUCCCCGACUGACCAAGACUACUACCAGGUCUACCAGACACCUGUACUUGGUGAGAGCCAUGAAUAACCUUUAGUUUCACCAAUACUACAGUCCAAGUUUUCAACCAUAAAAAAUAUAUGGACUUUUUACUUCACUGCAACUGUAAUUAAACUCUUAGCAACAGCAUGCUACAAUACAGUAUUUUAGGGAUAGAUCAAUGGCGUGUUUUUAUGGCGAUGUUCAACCAUGAUGGUUCUGCCUCAUUCAGACUCUAGGUGCAAAGAGAGGACAUUUCUGCCUGAGAGGUCCACCUCCCUGGUGGCUCUCUCCAGCUUCCCCGGAGCUGGAAACACCUGGGUACGCCACCUGAUCGAGCUAGUGACGGGCUACUACACUGGCAGCUUCUACUUCGAUGGCGCGCUUUACAACAGAGGUGAGGCUUUGAACACAGCUCAGGUGUUUUGAUGGAUAAUAGCACAUACUGGGAAUGCUUGAUGUUUCCUACUGAAAUGUAUCAUUGUAUGUUUUUCAAGUACGCACUAAAAUAAAUUUGACCUUGGAGCUCUCAUAGAGAAUUUCCAAUGUAUGCACUUGUACAGUACUUACAAAUAACAAUAACAGAAGCUUGAUCUUGAGCUUGAAUGCUCUGUGACGCAUGAGUUUGCGGAGGUUUGAUCAUCUUGGGUAUCUGGGGUUAUCUACCAGGUUUCAAAGGGGAGAAGGACUACUGGAAGAGUGGGCGCAGCAUCUGUGUGAAGACUCAUGAGAGUGGGCAGAGAGAGAUAGAGAUGUUUGACUCUGCCAUCCUUCUGAUCCGUAACCCCUACCAUUCCCUCAUGGCAGAGUUCAACCGGAAGUGUGCUGGACACCUGGGCCAUGCCACAGACGCACAGUGGAGGAGCAAAGGUAACACCACACAACAAGUACAGCUCAGUAGUUAGGGAAAUGGACUGGGGGUUAUGUGGCAACUAAGGCAUGCAAAAACCAUUAAGGCAUGCAAAAAAACAACACAAAGAGAUUGUUGGGUUUUGGUCAACUGUUUGCCUUGAACAAAAAUCUGUUUCAAACAGAUGUUCAUGAAUGGUGACAAAUGUUCACGUCAGCUGCCAUACCUCACUGCAUAGACUCUGAACGUGAGAUGUCAGCAUUGUCUCGACACAGCACACACUGAUAAGAUACACUACAUUACCAAAAGUAUAUGGACACCUUCUCAUCAAACAUCUCAUUCCAAAGUCAUGGGAAUUAAUAUGGAGUUGGUCCCCACUUUGCUGCUAUAAGAGCCUCCACUCUUCUGUGAAGGCUUUCCACUAUUGUUGCGGGGACUUGCUUCCAUUCAGCCACAAGAGCAUUAGUGAGGUCGAGCACUGAUGUUGGGCGAUUAGGUCUGGCUCGCAGUCGGGCUCUGUGCAGGCCAGUUCUUCCACAUCGAUCUCGACAAAACAUUUCUGUAUGGACCUCGCUUUGUGCAUGGGGGCAUUGCCAUGCUGAAACAGGAAAGGGCCUUCCCCAAACUGUUGCCACAAAGUUGGCAGCACAAAAUCAUCUAGAAUGCCAUUGUAUGCUGUAGUGUUAAGAUUUCCCUUCACUGGAACUAAGGGGCCUAGUCCAAAUCAUGAAAAACAGCCCCAGACCACUAUUCCUCCUCCACCAAACUUUACAGUUGGGACAGGUAGCGUUCUCCUGGCAUCCGUCAAACCCAGAUUCAUCCAUCGGACUGCCAGAUGGUAAAACGUGAUUUAUCACUCCAGAGAACGCGUUUCCACUGCUCCAGAGUUCAAUGGCGGCGAGCUUUACAACACUCCAGCCGACGGUUGGCAUUGCGCAUGGUGAUCUUAGGCUUGUGUGCGGCUGCUCGGCCAUGGAAACCGAUUUCAUGAAGCUACCGAUGAACAUUUUGUGUGCUGACGUUGCUUCCAGAGGCAGUUUGGAACUCGGUAGUGAGUGUUGCACCCGAGGACAGACGAUUUUUACGUGCUACACGCUUCAGCACUCCGCGGUUCCGUUCUGUGAGCUUGUGUAGCCUAACAUUUCGUGGCUGAGCCAUUGUUGCUCCUAGAAGUUUCCAAUAACAGCACAUACAGGUAACCGGGCAGCUCUAGCAGGGCAGAAAUGUGAUGAACUGACUUGUUGGAAAGGUGGCAUCCUAUGACAGUGUCACGUUGAAAGUCACUAAGCUCUUUAGUAAGGCCAUUCUACUGCCAAUGUUUGUCUAUGGAGAUUGCAUGGCUGUGUGCUCAAUUUUAUGCACCUGUCAGCAACGGUUGUGGCUGACAUAGCCGAAUCCACUAAUUUGGGUGUCCACAUACUUUUGUAUAUAUAGUGUACCUCUUUUCCCCCUCUCCUCUGUUUACUUCAGAAUGGCCAGAGUUUGUUGACAGCUACGCCUCCUGGUGGGCGUCCCACGCUCUGAGCUGGCUGCAGUUUGGCCGUCGCCUGCUGGUGUUACACUACGAGGACCUGCAGAGGGCGCUCUUCCCCCAGCUCCGGCUCCUCACCUUGUUCCUCAACGCCACCGUGAUGGAGGAGAGGCUGAUGUGUGCCCAGAACAACCAGGACGGCCAUUUCAAACGCUCUGGGGGGGCCCAGCGGCCCUCCUUCGACCCCUUCACAGCGGAGAUGAGGAGCACCAUCGAUUCCUACAUCCACACGGUGGACCAGGCCCUGAGGGACAGGAACUACAACGGCCUGCCACACAACUACUAA